Messenger RNA from Schistosoma rodhaini, 2810 nucleotides. NCBI's taxonomy places the organism in Eukaryota, Metazoa, Platyhelminthes, Trematoda, Strigeidida, Schistosomatidae. The record is from the annotation of a GenBank genome assembly.
GGGAUAUCUGGCGCAUAGUUUGUAUAUUGCGUUACCAUGGUUCAAGAGCAAGUUGCCUAUGCUGCGAAAAUAAAAGGUUUAAGUCGUGAAGUGAAAAUUAAAGAUGUCAAAAAGUUCUUCAAGCCGAUUAGGAUAAAAGACUUUAUGGUUCUAAAAAAUGGUGUGUUUUUUCUGCAAAAAUUAUUUGAAUAGGUAUGGGUCUUGUGUUUUUUUGGAAAGAGGAGGAAUUGAAUAAAGCCCUCAAAAAGAAGGGGGAGUUAGGCGGGAGGGCUGUCAAGAUUAAGGAACACAUUCGUAAAGAGAAUGAAACGUCUUGUGUGCAAAACGUUGACGUGCCCAAAUGGUUAGUUAAGACAAAUAAAGAAACGGUAUCUGCCAUACUGGAGACCGGCCGGUUAUUUGUCCGUAAUUUAUCAUACGCCUGCACUGAACAACACCUUGAAAAGUUAUUUUCUGUUCAUGGAUCUCUGUCAGACAUUCAUUUAGCUUUCGACCCUUGGUCACAAGUGUCUAAAGGAUUUGCGUUCAUCACGUUCCUGUUCCCAUCUGACGCUGUUAAAGCCUACAAAUCACUUGAUAAAACAAAAUUUAUGGAUAGGCUAAUUCACAUACUCCCUGGUCAAGAAAACAUAGAUCCUAAGGACUCAUUUAGAAAGCCUCUAAACAAUGUUUAUAGGAAUGAGAAUUCUGGUGAUCCGUCAAAGAUACUUUUAUCAAGCUUUCAAAACGAUCGAUUUCAAGAACUGAAAAAGGAUUCAGGCGUUGGACAUAAUUGGAAUGCUUUAUUUAUUCGUCCAGAUGCUGUUGCUACAUAUUUAGCUGCAAAAUUCGGUUUGACCAUGGAACAAGUUUUAGAUCCAUCAGGUAAUAAGUCAGUUGCUGUACGAUUGGCUCAUGGUGAGACUCAGUUAGUUGCUGAAAUGAAAGAAUUUUUUAAAACUCAUGGUGUACGAUUGGAAGCUUUUGAAAAGCACAAUGAUGAGACUGAGAUAAAAGAGAAAGAUGAUAAUUCCGUCGUUGUUCAUGAAACAUCAGGCCAACGUAAUCGUUUAGAAUCAAAGUCAAGAUCAACUAUUCGCCAAUUAUCAGGAACUGCAUUUUUAAUAAAAAAUCUACCAGCUGGAACAACUGAGUUUGAAGUUCGAAAUUUGCUUGAACGGUAUACAAAAAGCUCUGUAACUGUUGACGUUAACACUCCGUCAAUUCGUUCUGGAUUAAAACGUGUUCUGGUACCCCCUCUAGGCAUUACUGCUAUUGUAGAAUAUGCCCAUUCUCAACAGGCUCGGUUGAUGUACAAAGCACUUGCAUAUGAACCGUUUAGAGACAGUGUUCUGUUUCUACAGUGGUUACCGGAUGGGGCUUUGAAAUCAUCCACUCCUGAUGAUAACGAAUACGAGGAAAUAAAAUCUGAAGACGCUUCUAUACAUAAGCCGAAAAAGGUGAAACACGAAAAAUCAUCUGUUAAUGAGGUUGAAAAAAUUGAGCAAUCUGACGAUAAAUUUGAACUGAUCACAUUCAUUCCAACUGGUAAACGCAAGUUCAGAGAUGAUGAUGAUGAUGAUGAUGAUGAUGAUGAGGCAGUAGCAGUUACGGAUCACUCAUCUCAUCAUGACAAUGAAAACAAUUCAUGUCAAAUAUCAAAAUCUCAACGAGUUAAAAAAUAUUUAAAUAAAAAACAAAAGAUUGAACAAAUGGCUAACAGUAAAUCAAGUGAAUUGGAAAUAGCCGACAAAAUUAUGGGACAUAAAAGCAAAAAAGAUAAAUUCACUAACGAUGUUAAAGUUGAAUGUACCAAUCAACUACACUCAAAUAAUGGAAAUGUAAUAAAUCAAUGUGAUACUACUACUACUACUACUAAUAUUAAUAAACAACACAAAGAUGAAAUUGAUAUUAAAAAACCAAUAUCAUCAAAACAGUUAAAAAAGAACAAAAUUUUAAUUGUACGUAACAUUCCAUUCCAAGCUACACAAAAAGAAUUGAUUGAAUUAUUUCAACCUAUUGGUGGUCUUGUCAAUGUUCGAUUGCCAAAAAAACCAACUAGCGGACAUCGUGGAUUUGCAUUCGUUGAAUUCGACACAUUGGACAAAGCAAAAAUUGCAUUGGAGACAUUGGGCGUAUCUACGCAUUUAUUAGGUCGUCGUUUACUCAUGGAAUAUGCACAAACAUGAUUAUUGCAACGUGUAGUGAAAUUUCUAUCUUUGUAAAUAAUAAUUCAUUCAAAUGAACUUAUUUGUCGGUUACAGGACGUUCAUUAAAGCAGAAAUACGGUUUUACUUAUUUUCUCGUUUGUUUAUUUCACUGUAACUAGGUGUAAUGUUUAUUGUAUGUAAAUGAGUUUAACAUGAAGAUACUUCAAAAUAAUAGUUUCUGAUAUUAAUCACUGUAUUUAGAUUAACAACAGGUUUAUAAAUCGCGUUUAACUCAUUAUUUUGUUGCCUCCUGUAUAUAUACUGUGAAUAAAUAAGCAAUUUAGUUUGUACGUGAAAAAUAAAAAUACUUUUGAUGGAAAAUCUUAAAACUUUCUACUUUAUAUCUGAUAAACACAUAAAUUGACAUGUAAACUUUUGAAGUUUAUUUUUAUCUAAUAGAUAACAUUGCCUUUAGUCAUCGUUCGACGAGCUCGAUAGAAGAUAAUCUCUCAUUCUGGAUCAGUUGUUUUGACUCUGACCAUGCUCUAUUUCGAGCACAUAAUUGUUUGCACUUUACAGGUUCUAAAAAAGCACCAAGGAAACCCCUUAGAGUUCAACUUAAUAAUGAAAAAGAAAUAUAUUUCAGGAACAACUGGAGGAGUUAGUCAACUGUAAAAGUGA